CGCAGGCGGAAGGUGAUAGAACCCGGUCAAAGGUCAACUUUUUUACCAUAUGUGAUACAACUAACAAAAGUCCCUCUGUCCUUAUAUACUGAGCGCAGAAUAAUCCAACAGAAGGCAAGGAAAAAAAGCAAGCCGCCAGUUAGGACUGCUUAUCUGCAACUCUGCUGUUCUUGGUCCUCGGAUGAUCGGAUCUCCCCUGCAAGGAUGGAGAACACCGUGCCAUGGUCCGAUCUCCCCAAAGAGCUCUGGUGUAUGACCGGGAAGAAGCUCGACACCCCUACCGACGUCCGCCGGUUCCGCAGCGUCUGCUCUUCUUGGCGUUCUCUGAUCCCUCCGCUCCCCCAUGGCAACAACCCUCCUCUGUUUCCCCUGCAACUCCCUCUCCGGCCGGGCCAAAAGCCCGCCUUCGUCACUCGAUCCACGAUCUACCGCCUCCAGCCGCCGGAAGAAUCCGGCCCGGCCUUUGCCUGGCUGGUCAAGCUCGAGGAAUCCGGCGAGCCGGGCUGCCCGCUCCGCCUCCUGAGUCCGCUCUCGAAGGAGCCGAUCAAGUACAAGCCCGGUUUUUUUCCUAGCGUGUUGAACACUUUGGACUUCAGGGUCACCGAGAUUGUUAAAGAGUACGCUGUCGAGGUCGAUGACGGGGCCAAUUUCCGCCGUGUCGCGAAGGUAGCUUUGUUCCCUGAUUCCGCGUGGGCCGAUGCAGGGGAGUGUGCGGUGGUUGGGAUUCUUGAGGGAGGGAAAUUGGGGCAUCGGAGAUUUGGGGAUGAGGAAUGGAGUGUGAUCGAAGGCCAAGAUUGUCAUUUUGAUGAUGUCAUGGUCUACAAAGGGCAAUUCUAUGCUGUGGAUAGGCUCGGGACCGUGUCAUGGAUCGACCCGUCUUUGCGGGUCGUGCAAUUCUCGCCACACAUGUGCGGUGGCGGCGACAGGAAGCACAUGGUGGAGGCGGGUGGCGACCUCUACGUGGUGGACCGGUACCUCGAGAGGGGCGCUGCGAGGUACCGGAACGACCCGGAGGUCGGCUCGAAGACGGUUAAGUUUAGAUUGUAUAGGUUGGAUCAAGAAUGGGGCAAAUGGGAUGAAGUGAGGAGGCUCGGUGAUGUUGCCCUGUUUCUGGGUGAUCACAGUUGCUUCUCAGUGUCUGUGCAAGAGUUCGGUGGGUGCGUUGGGAACUGCAUUUACUUCACUGAGUUGAGUGAUUUUUAUGGUGUUAAAGUCCUUGUCUUUUGCAUGGAGGACCAUAGCAUCAAGAGGGCGGCGUUCUCGCCGGACUACUUGAGGAUCCUGUGGCCGCCCCCGGCUUGGAUCAGCCCGAGCCCAUGCCCCCUCGAUCCGAAAAACAUGAGGACAGUUUACUAGUUCGAUCUGGAACAGAUUCGAUCUCGAGCCGAAUUGGGUUUGUAAUUCGGUUUUCAUUAUGAAUGAAAAGUGGAAGUUGUAAUUGCUUUGUGAGGCAUUGAGAAUCCAUGUUCUGUUGGCUUUGCUGAA
Molecule: messenger RNA, 1485 nt
Organism: Eucalyptus grandis
Lineage: Eukaryota; Viridiplantae; Streptophyta; Magnoliopsida; Myrtales; Myrtaceae
Product: putative F-box protein At1g65770
Exons: 2
Coding region: 205-1356 (383 amino acids)
Molecular function (GO): protein binding
Source: RefSeq, a predicted model, not a curated record